AUGUCCACGGGAACCGGGGACGCGUGCUACCUCGCGCGCGACCUCGGCAACGGGUCGUACGGCGGCGACGUGCACUGCCUGCAGCGAUUCUUCGCGAGGAAAGGGUACCUUCAGGAGGAGGCGACGGGGUACUACGGCGAGAGGACGGCGACGGCGGCGAGCAGGUGGAAGGUGAGAGACGAGACGACGCGCGCCGCGCGCGCGCGGACGCGCUCGAGCGCUCGAGCGUUCGCCCGCUCGCCGCUCGACGCGAACGAUCGGACGGAUCUCUUCGAGCGCGCGACGACUGAUGUUAGUUACUGA
Molecule: messenger RNA, 303 nt
Organism: Micromonas pusilla CCMP1545
Lineage: Eukaryota; Viridiplantae; Chlorophyta; Mamiellophyceae; Mamiellales; Mamiellaceae
Exons: 1
Coding region: 1-303 (100 amino acids)
Source: RefSeq, a predicted model, not a curated record